AUGUAUGAGUCCUAUCGCCCCCAUCCCCUACUGGCUCAGGUCCCCCUGACCGUUUCCCCCUUCAUCAAUCUCCCCACUUCCGUCACUCUCCCCUACACCUACAAGUCCGUUCCCUCGACCAUCCCCCCUUCAGUAACAGUCGACUCAAGUAACCCCGAUGUCAAACCUCGCUACGUGGUCUCAGCAAGUGGCGAGCAUGCUGCCUCCCCAGAAGAAAUCCUAGCAUCCUGCAACGCCCUUGAGCAGCACCUGAACAAAACGCGCGCCGAAGCCGAGAAGGCAAUCCGGGGCUGGGAGGACUCAAUCACCCAGCGCGACCUGGCAGAGAAGCGACGUGUGGCUCCCGGAUGGCUAGACAGAGACGAGAAACUACUUCAACCGAGUAACGCGGCUGCUGGCCCUAGAGCACAGGGCCAACCUCAACCUAGUCUCUUAGACAGCUCGUUCUCCGACCCCAGUGCGGCCGCACUACCGUCCAUGGUACCACGAGAUGAAGGUGAAGAAUUGGAUAGAGCAUUUGGUGGACUGGACGUGAAAUGA
Molecule: messenger RNA, 540 nt
Organism: Aspergillus niger
Lineage: Eukaryota; Fungi; Ascomycota; Eurotiomycetes; Eurotiales; Aspergillaceae
Exons: 2
Coding region: 1-540 (179 amino acids)
Source: RefSeq, a predicted model, not a curated record